This is a messenger RNA of Parascedosporium putredinis, 372 nucleotides long. The record is from the annotation of a GenBank genome assembly. NCBI's taxonomy places the organism in Eukaryota, Fungi, Ascomycota, Sordariomycetes, Microascales, Microascaceae.
AUGUCUUCCGCCACCGAAACCGUCACCCGCACGCGGACAGCGAGGACGGUCCUCACCGAUUACGAGCUUCACCACUCCGGCGCGAGCGAGACGCCGCAUCCUCCUCCUCUUCCACCCAAGGCUCGUCCUCGUCGGCGCCGCAGAACCCGCCCAACUGGCCGACCACGUCCCGGCGGGUGCCCCUAUAGGCCCACCAACGUGGACCGCGACCAGAGCGAGGUGCGCGUCUACACGCAUCCCGCGGAGAGGGCGUUCAUCGUCACCAUGUUCACCGGAGUUCUUAUCACUGCGACGGCGGCUAAGCAGUGGAGGAGGACGGUGGGCAAGAUCGCCCCGGAGUCUUUCAAAUACCGCAUCGGAGGAGAGUUUUAA